GAAUAUUCCGAUGACCGGAGAAUUCGAACUCGAAAACCGUUACAAGAUCUGCGACGAGAUCGGCCGAGGAAGAUUCGGAACAAUCACUCGCUGCUUCUCCCCCGCGACUAAACAAUUCUACGCGUGCAAAACGAUCGACAAGCGCGUGCUCGUCGACGCACUCGACCGCGAGUGUAUCACGACGGAGCCUCGGAUCAUGGCGAUGCUUCCGCCGCAUCCGAACAUCGUCAGGAUCUACGACCUCUUCGAAACGGAGGAAACUCUCGCGAUCGUCAUGGAGCUCGUGGAUCCUCCGAUGACGAUCUACGAUCGGAUGAUCUCCGUCGUCGGAGGGAGGCUAACCGAAUCGGAAUCCGCAUCGUACGCGAGGAAGAUCCUCCGCGCGCUCGUUCACUGUCACCGUCGCGGCGUGGUUCACCGCGACGUGAAGCCUGACAACGUUUUAAUCGAUCUUAACUCCGGCGGAGUUAAGCUCUGCGAUUUCGGAUCGGCGGUGUGGCUAGGCGGAGAGAAAACGGAGGGAGUUGUAGGGACGCCGUAUUAUUUAGCGCCGGAGGUUGUUAUGGGGAGGAGGUAUGAGGAGAAGGUGGAUGUGUGGAGCGCGGGAGUUUUGAUAUAUACUAUGUUGGCGGGAGAGCCGCCGUUUAAUGGAGAGAGUGCGGAGGAGAUAUUCGAGACGAUAUUGAGAGGGAAUCUUAGGUUUCCGCGGAAGGUGUUUGAAUCGGUAUCGGGAGAUGCUAAGGAUCUUUUGAGGAGAAUGAUUUGUCGCGAUGUUUCCCGGAGAUUUUCAGCGGAAGAUGCUCUUCGUCAUGCAUGGUUCAUGAACGUUGGAAACUUACAAAGCAAUUAACUGAGACUCUCUAUCUGGUUUCGAAGUUUUAGAGUUAAAAGAGUGGUGAUAUCGAUGUAUAUGAUGCUCCAUUCGAGUAGGUCAAACGUACGUAAUAAUCCUACGGUUUGAGUUUCG
This is a messenger RNA of Eruca vesicaria subsp. sativa (arugula), 967 nucleotides long. Lineage: Eukaryota; Viridiplantae; Streptophyta; Magnoliopsida; Brassicales; Brassicaceae. The record is from the annotation of a GenBank genome assembly.